UUUGAACUGAAGGAUGCUGAUUCUUAACCCCGUUCAAGCGACUGACCUACUGUCUCCUCUUUCGCUCUAAGGUGGCUCCGAUGUCCGGCAGUCUGAAUGGGGAUCUCAUCUCGUCCUCCGGUCUCAGUGGCUCCACCUGCGUCUCCGAGUCGCCCCACUCCCAGAAGCCCGUCGUGCGGGGAAGCCUCUCCGUGGCGCAGGCCGACUACCCCGAGCGGCCCGAUGUCCUGCUCCGGCGGGAGACCGGCUCCUCGACGCUUCCUCUCCCGCUGAAGACGGAGGUGCCGCUGCACCUCUUCAGCACCACCAACCAGCAGCACAAACCGGUCGGGGUGCAGCAGCAGAUCCCCACCAAACUGGCAGCGAUCAACAGCGGCAAAGGGAAAGGAAGCAAGAGUGGGAAAGCGUCGCAUCGCACCGACAGCUCUGCCUCGGUGGACAUGAAGCAGAUGCUCCCCCUGAAACUGUCUGUUAGAGACGACAACGUCCUGAAGGCCAAACGCUCCAUCAGCCCCCAUCAGCAGUCCCUCCAGUCUCACUCCCUGCAUCACCACUCAGAUCAGCUGAGUCCAGAGCAGACUGGAUUAGACACGCAGCCCACCUCCUCCAUCGGCUCCAACCAGAAGCCCCCCAUGCAGGGCGUGCAGCCCCAUCCUCCCCCCUCCGUUCACCACCUCCACUCCCAGAGCGCCGACUCCCUCCCGUUCCAGCCCCACCUGCAGCCGCACAGCCUCAGCCAAAUCGCACAGGCCAACGCCCCGCUGAACGUUCACGGCCUCAGCGCGACGCCGCCCUACAGCCUCCCUGCUGAGGACCUCAACAAGGAGGACGUCAUAUUUUUUUAAAGCUCCAGCUGCCCCAGGACCGAGCACUGAUCCCCCCAGUCUGACCACAACUUAUUGCCGAGGCUCGCGUGGAGAAAUUUCCCCCGGCUUUUUAUUCGAUAGCGUUUGCUAAUUCACAUUUUAAUCCAAGCUGCCUCCAAUAUUUAAUUUAAUUCUUAGGUAUAAAUACUUACAAGUAUGGGGUGCAAAGGUGUUCUCAAACAAAAGAGAACACCUCUUUUGUUCUCUUUUGCGUUGAUUUAUUGUUAUUUUAAUUAAGUUUUAUUAAUCCAAAGACACAGAACACAUUUCCGAACAGGAUCUGACUGAAAGGACAACGGCGAAAGAUCAUUUUUUUUUUUUUUUUUUUUUAUCUAGAAGAAGUUCAGCUUGUGAGAAGCAAAACGUUCAGUGAAGGAUAUUUACCGCUCUCUCCUGCUGGUCCUGGACCAUCAUGAAGCUUUUCAUCAGAAGUGAUCAAAACUCUGCUUGAAGUUUCAUCUGCACAUUGUAAAAACAAAACAAAAUGAAAAAAAAAACUCCUUUCCAAAAUAAUGAAGGAACAUUUUAUGGGGAAUAUGUUGAAAAAUGUUGAUUGUACAACUUUUAUGAUUGUAAAGCUUAAUUGCAUUUUUUGGUACUUGUCUUAAAUGUGCUUCUUUCAAAAAAAAAAAAAAUCGUAACACCACCAGUCUUAUUGCUGGUUUAGAAAGUUGACUAACAUUUUAUUUCAGCAAAGGCAGGGCUUGUUUUUUUUUUUUUUUGGGUAAUAUGUGUAAAAAUAUGAAGUGAGACUCAAAGAACACACUUUCCUUAGAAGAGUUGGAGAGUUUUUUUCUUUGUAUUCAUAACGCUAAUCUGCCAAUCUUGUUCUGCUUUGGUCAAAAUGACGAACCAGAAUUGUGCUUAUAUAAGCGGCGAAAUGGCAAAAUGUGGUCAAAUUUGACAUUUCAUUUUAGUUUGUUUCACAGAGGUUGACGAAAGUAAAAAAGACGUAUUGCAGGUGAAAACUGAAUCUGUUUGUUCUGCUGCUCAUGCUGAGCUUGCUGUGAGCUCUGUCUGCAUGCUGGACUUUAAAAACAAACGAUUCAUCAGAAUCGGAGGAUGAGCAAUCAGACGGUGCCCUUCAUGGUAGAGAUGCUGUGAUCAUGAGUUAGAGGCUGAUUUCCAAUCUGAUUUUUUUUUUUUAAAGCUUGAGGUGCUUGUGUUGUUUAAUAUCUAUUCAGAUUUCAAGAGGAAUAUCAGAAGAUGUAGGGUUAGAAUAUCUUUUUCUGGUCUUUUUGACAUAAAGGAAGCAGAUUUAACGUUGAUGUAAAACAAGAUUUUUCUGUUUCAGACAAAAUGAUCAUGGAGUUUACAUUCUAAGCAAUCUUAUCAUUCCAUAUCAUAGAUUAUUAAGCAUCUUUAGGUAUUUAGAUCCUUCCAUUAGUUAAAAUUUCUGAAAGGCCACCGACGUUAAUCCAGCCUGGUUAAAAGCUCAAAAGUAUAAAAUAAAUUUCUGUGAGCCCUAUGAUUCUUCUACCA
Poecilia latipinna (sailfin molly) is the source of this 2348-nucleotide messenger RNA. RefSeq names its product rho/rac guanine nucleotide exchange factor (GEF) 18b (gene arhgef18b). Lineage: Eukaryota; Metazoa; Chordata; Actinopteri; Cyprinodontiformes; Poeciliidae. The record is from RefSeq and is a predicted model, not a curated record. The coding region runs from base 81 to 845 and encodes 254 amino acids. The transcript is spliced from 3 exons.